CUUCCGCUCUCGACGUACGCGUGCGCGUGUACGUCCUACUGUGUAGUGUGUGGUACAGAAAUGUGAUAUUAUUUUAUUCUGUGGCGAUGUUUACAUAUUGUACGAAUGAAUCGUCAAACUGGCACUGACGAUAUCGACACCCGGAAGCCGCUGCAGUAGUGUCACGUAUUAUGUGUAUUUUGUAUAUAUUAUGAAUAGGAUAACGAUAAUAUUAUAGAAUCGCCGUAUACAAUAAUAACAGAACAGAUCUAUAGGUAAAUGCGAUGGGCGGAGCGGCGGUUACGGCGAACGGCCGCCAGACGCCGCCAGCAGCAGCAGCAGCUGUGGUGAGACGGUGUGGAAACUAAAAAGUAAAAAACCACCGUAGGUACGGAACGAGCAACGAGGUUUCUACAAUAAUAUAUAAAAUAUUUAUGCGCAGAGGGAGACACUGCCGCGUGUGCGUGAAACGGAAACGAGGAAAAAAAAAUUACAAAAAAAUUGCAAACGAAAGACAAUAAUAAAAUGAUAAUUGCAAUAACAAUAUAUUUACGGCGACCGUCGCCUGUUCCAGUCGACCACCACCAAAUCUGCGUCGGCGGGUGGGCGGCGGCGACGACACACCGUAAUAUUUAAUAUGUAUCAUUCAUGUAUAUGAUAUUAUGCAYAGCGCGGCGGAUGACGAUAUACGCUCACGAUAUCUACAUGUUCAAAUAAAUAUAUUUAUGUGCACGGUCCGCCGCCGAGCACACGCGAAUUAUCCGGCGCGCCGUCAGUGUUGUCUGCGGCGUCUUUGGCGUACGUCCAUAMACGGCGACCCCACGACUCUUGCGGAACAACAGCCCCCCGCGAAACAACUACCGACCAGACUGUUGUUAUACUGCCGCCGCCGCCGUGGUUUUUAGCAGUGGUAGUCGCGCACCCGCCUGCAACCUCCACAGUUCACGCCGACGACAGUCGUGCACGCACGCACGUCGCCGCCGCGGUCUUGUUGCACGUGCUUAUUUUUUCUCCGAUCAACCCUCGGGUACCCUCUGCGAUAAUAAUACAAAUAAUAUAAUUAUUAUUGAUAUCUUCGUAACUGUACCGGAACCAGAACGCCGCCAAGAUGUUGUACCAAGAAGUAAACUCCGGAAAAAUAAUGGAUUUAGACGAGAUCCUAAGCAACUUUGGAUUGGGCUCAUAUCAAGUCACCGUCUGUGCUCUGAUGGGGCUUGUGCUCAUGUACUCGAACAUAUCACCGCUUAGUUACGCCAUUACAGCCGGUGACCUUAAAUACAGAUGCGAAAUUCCACAGUGCGACAUCGACAACCCAAUUUACGAUCCGGACUGGUUAAACCGGUCGAUACCUUUCAACGAAAAGACCAUAGAGCCAUACAAAUGCCUCAAGUACCACUACCGGAGUACCAACGGGACGGACGUCUCUGCAAAUAACACGUGUAAUUUCGAUGCAUUCGAUGUCAAUUCGAAAGAGAAGUGCAACAAAUGGGUGUUUGGUGAAACGGAAAGAACGAUAGUAAACGAUUUUGGUAUUAUGUGCGAGGAAAACAAAUGGAAACUCAGCAUGGUGGGAACCAUCAACAGCAUUGGUCAAUUUAUCGGCAUUCCUUUAGCAGGAUUUAUUUCGGACAAGUAUGGACGGAAGUUUAUCUUAAUUAUAGGGUCAGUUACGUCAGCCAUACUCGGCACGGCCCGGUCCUUCACUACCGAUUACUAUUCAUUUCUCAUUUUCGAACUUUUGGAUUCCAUGGCUUCUAGUGGAGUGUAUGGAGCCACAUUUGUAUUAGGUCUAGAAUUAGUCAGUCCGAAAUCGCGGGUUACCGUCAGUACUCUGAUGGGCUGUUUCUAUCCCAUGGGCGCGGUUAUUAUGGGCUUCGCCGCUUAUAUGAUUCUCGAUUGGAGGGUAAUGCUUAGGGUACUCUACUUGCCCGGAUUACUUAUAUUAGGAUACACUUGGUACGUACCAGAGUCCAUGCGAUGGCUUCAAACGCAAAAUCGAAUCGAAGAAAUGGCCAAAGUUCUGUCAAAAGUUGCCAAAUCUAAUGGCAAAACACUACCGUCUAGCGUCAAAGAAGCACUGAUCGCCAACACCAUAGUCAACGCCAACACCACGAAAGAGGCCGACGAAAUCCAAUUGUCUUGUAGUAAAUUGAUGAGUAAAAUAUUUAGUUCUAAAGAGAUUUUCCUGCGGCUGAUCAACUGCUCGUUUUGCUGGACAACGAUUACGUUAGUUUAUUACGGUCUCUCAUUAACUUCUGUGGAGCUCUCCGGUAACAAAUACUUGAACUUUAUGCUUGUUAACAUUGUAGAAGUACCAGCGUUUUUGACAUCGUGGUAUUUCAUGGAACACUUUUCCAGACGAAAUACUCAAGCGUUUUCAUUCCUCUUCAGUGGCAUCGGAUGUAUUAUGGUGAACGUAAUACCUAUGAAUUAUCUGUGGACGAAACUAUUCUUGUUCUUGAGCAGCAAGUACGCCAUCACCAUGGCAUUUAAUACUAUGUACGUGUUCACCGCAGAGAUGUUCCCCACCGAAUUACGUAUGUCAUUAUUCGGCAUAGCUUCCAUGUUUGGUCGAAUGGGUUCCAUGUUCGCUCCACAGAUGACGCUGUUGAGUACCUAUUUUGGACAAUACGUGCCGAUCAUGUUGUUCGGAAUCAUAUCAUUUAUGGCCGGGGCGUUAGCUUUCUUGUUCCCGGAAACAAAAGAUCAAAAAUUACCCGACACAGUUAAACAAGCUGAAUUCGUUGGAGAGGUCUAAAAAGAUUCUAAGUGGUUCGUAAAUUCAACGGAAGUAUAACGCUAGAAUACACCGGUUGCAGUCGUGCCUUAUGACAUUUGUACAUAUAAGUUUUACUUUUAAUGAUGAUUCCAUGUGUCUCAUAACGUAUGAUUUAUUUUUAUAAUUAUCUAACGCUAAGCAAUAGUAUUUUAUAAACCCUAACUGAAGGAAACAAGUUUCUAUAAUCUUUAAGUUCACAUCAUUCAUAUAUGUACUAACUCCACUAAUUGUGUAUGAAUGUGUACUCUUUACAUAAUAUUGAAUUAUUUUAAAUGUAUACAUAUUACAUAUAAUGUAAUGGUAAAUAAUAUCUCAACAAAUUCCAUUUCAUCACCCUUUUUUAGGUGUUCUUUUUUAUAUUUCUGAAAUUACUGUGAUAUUAAAUAUGUAUUAAUUACACGAU
Molecule: messenger RNA, 3161 nt
Organism: Diuraphis noxia (Russian wheat aphid)
Lineage: Eukaryota; Metazoa; Arthropoda; Insecta; Hemiptera; Aphididae
Product: solute carrier family 22 member 4-like
Biological process (GO): transmembrane transport
Cellular component (GO): membrane
Molecular function (GO): transmembrane transporter activity
Source: RefSeq, a predicted model, not a curated record